ACACCCACGCACACGUCGAGGUUCGUCUACACCCUCCCGGCGGGUCCGGGCGCAGCGACACCGCCCCCGCUCCCGUGGGUCACGGCCGGCCCGCGUACUUGCCGGGCCUUCCCACUUCGGGGACCCCGGGCCCACCCCGCCGUCGCCCUGGUUACCCGGCUCUGCGUCGAGUCCUCGGGCUCUGCCCCUCUUUCCGGACCGCGUCGGCGGCCGUGGCACGCGAAGCCGCGGCGGGGCGGCCAGAGGAGCCCCCGCCUCCAGCCCGGCCCAGUAGCCGCCGCGGCCGCCGCCAUUGGCGUCCCCUCAGCCCCGCCUCGGCCGCGCCGCUUUACGACAGUCUCGUAAAAUGGCGGCCGCGGAGGAGGAGCCGGAGAAGGAGCAGGAGCAGGGGAGCCGGGGGCCGGCCAUGCACUCGGCCCGGGGUGACCAGCGAGCGGCCGAGGCGGCGAGGCAGGGCUCCAUCUGGCUGCCGGGGCCGCCCCCGCCUGGCGACUCGGGGCAGUGUCGACGCGCGGCCUCCCAGCUUCCCGAGAACUCGGGGCGGAGCGACAACUCUUCCCGCAGGGGGGCCCGGCUGGAGGUGAUCAGGGCGAGAGUGAAGGACUCGUCCACCAGUACGGACAGCUCCCUGUGGCCCCUCCGCGGCGGGAUAGCUGGCUCUUGUGGAACUGAACCAAAUAAAAGUAUGGAUAUGGGAAAUCAACAUCCUUCUAUUAGUAGGCUUCAGGAAAUACAGAAGGAAGUCAAGAGCAUUGAACAGCAAGUGAUUGGCUUCAGUGGUCUCUCAGAUGACAAGAACUACAAGAAGCUGGAGAGGAUUCUGACUAAACAACUUUUUGAAAUUGACUCUGUAGAUACCGAAGGAAAGGGGGAUAUCCAACAAGCCAGAAAAAGGGCCGCUCAGGACACAGAGCGCCUUCUCAAAGAACUGGAGCAGAAUGCAAACCACCCACACCGGAUAGAGAUAGAGAAUAUUUUUAAGGAAGCUCAGUCACUUGUCAAGGAAGAAAUUGCUCCACUCUGUAGCGGAGAUAACCGGGUAACUGAUGAGUUUGAAGAAGCUAUCCAGGAUGUCAUACUGAGACUGACGCACGUAAAAACUGGAGGGAAAAUCUCUUUGCGGAAAGCAAGAUACCACACUCUGACCAGAAUAUGUGCAGUUCAAGAGAUUAUUGAGGAUUCCAUGAAGAGGCAACCUUCCUUGCCACUCUCUGAAGACGCACAUCCUUCUGUUGCUAAAAUAAACUCUGUUAUGUGUGAAGUGAACAAAGCCAGAGGGACUCUUAUUGCUCUUUUAAUGGGAGUAAACAAUAGUGAGACUUGCAAGCACUUGUCCUGUGUGCUUUCAGGACUGAUCGCUGAUCUGGAUGCUUUAGAUGUUUGUGGACGCACAGAAAUAAGAAAUUACAGGAAGGAAGUAGUGGAAGAUAUCAACAAAUUAUUGAAAUAUUUGGAUUUAGAAGAAGAAGCAGAUUCUACUCAUGCAUUUGACCUGGGACAGAAUCAGUCCAUUUUAAAAAUAGAGGGGGUCCUCAAGAAAAUGAGAGAAGUGAAGAAUGAACUUCUUAAAGCACAAAAUCCUUCUGAUUUAUACCUGGGAUCAAAGACAGAAUUGCAAAGUUUAAUUGGACAGUUGGAUGAAGUAGACCUUGGGAAGAACCCAUGUAUCCGAGAAGCAAGAAGAAGAGCUGUAAUAGAAGUGCAAACACUUAUCACUUUUAUUGACUUGAAGGAAGCUCUUGAGAAAAGAAAGCAGGGGGUUGCUGAGGAACACCCAUCCCACAAAUCCAUCUGGAGCGUUCUUGGAAGUUUGUCCGAGAUCCAGGGAGAAGUUCUUUCAUUUGACGGAAAUAGAAGUGAUAAGAACUAUAUACGGCUGGAGGAGCUCCUCACAAAGCAACUGCUGGCCUUAGAUGCUGUGGAUCCUCAAGGAGAGGAGAAGUGCAAAGCUGCCAGAAAACAAGCUGUGAAGCUUGCACAGAAUAUUCUCAGCUAUCUCGACUUGAAAUCAGAUGAGUGGGAAUACUAAGAUAUCAGAGGUCACAUAUUUGAUAUUGCUUGUUUUGCACUUUAUGUAGAUUCCUAUAUAUUUAUAUAGAGCUCUUUCAGUCUACUGAGGCAUAUAUGAUUUUAACAUGCAUAUUUCAAUACCAGUAUUUGUUUAUGACCCCUGACUUGAGCAGAUUAUAUCUCUACCAUUUUUCACAGUGCAAAAACAGUUGUAUUUACAACCCAUUAGCAUUUCCAUUUGGGUUGUAUUAUCUAUAUGAUGUGUAUUUUUAUUCUGGAAAAAAAUGAGUUGUGUCAGAAGCAGAGUUUGUAGUAAUUGAUCUAUUUUUAAAAUGGAUAGUGCAAAGGCAAAAAAUGCAAAUGUUCUGAAAUAUAGAUAGACUUCUUACACAGUACUGGAAAUAAUUAUGAAAAUGAGAAAUAGAUUGAUUAUUGGCCUGAUAAAAUUAAGAUCCAAACACUAGAGCAGCGCAAAAAGUUUUUAAUAUGCUAAAUAAAAGCAAAAAGGAAAACCAAUUUUUAAAAUUUAGAAAUGUUGAUUUGUUUUUCCAUUUUACUAUUUGUUGUUAUUUAAACUAUUUUUUCCCUUUUGGUAAGAAUUUUAUGUUUAGAAAAGUAUCUUUUCCCCUGUGCUAUGCAUGGGGGACGACAAGGGUGGUCAACAAAUUAUUUCCCUUUUUUGUUAUGAAAUUAUGAAAACUAAUAGCAAAAAAGGGAAAAAUUACAGAUUGAAUUGAAGAGGAGUUAAAGCACUUCAUACUCUUAAGUUUUCAUCUUUUUUUUAAGUUCGUGUUAAAUCUGAGUUGAACUCUAGUAAAUUUGUAUGGAUUUGGAUUGGCAUUUUUUUGGUUAAGUUUUUGAUAUUUGGGGAGGAAAUGGAAAACUUAUGGACACUAGAAAAUGAGUAACUUGUUAUCAAUGGCAAGUUAUACUAAUAGUCAGAAAACUAUAUAUAUGCAUAUACACACACACACACACACACACACACACACACACACACAUAUAUAUUCACACACAUACAUAUAUAUAUAUAGUAUGUAAUGGUUUUUUUCUGACAGUCAAGCUUAGUAAAUAAACCCAAUCUUAUUUCACAACAGAGAAUUACAACACACAGCCACUGACGUAGAUUUGCCUUGACUUGUCAUUAUAAGAGAUUAAUUGCCCCUGGGAAAGAGAUGCCAGCAUUUUGCACACCAAACUAAAAGGAAAACUGCAUUGAAAUCGUGAUGCUGGGUAGUCAUUAGGUUGCUGGGGAUAAUUUUAUUUGUAUGUGGAAGCUUUUUAAAAACUGAAAUAGACAUUGAAACAGUUGCAGUGCAUGAGGGUUUUCAUAAGAUUCCCUAAGUAUUUUUCUAAAUUUGAUUUUGUUAUCUCCUAACCCAAACAAAAGAAUUUCUGAAAAGCUCUUAAGUGCCUUUUUAGCAUCUUAAAAGUAGUUUCACCUUUAUAGGUUCCCAUAUUCUAUAUGGGACAGCCAGACCCAUAUAACAUCCCUCAGAAAAUAUUAAAGCCUAUUAGGGGGUAUAGAUUGAACCGUUUGUUAAUAUUUACUUUCAGAUGUUUUUGUUGUUUGAAUUAGGAAAAAACUGUUGGCAAAGGAAAAAUUUUAAUAGAUAAAAGUACCACUCUAAACAAGUGGUUAGCUUUUUUGUUUCUGGUGAUCACAAAAAGGUUGUUGAUACCUGUCUGUCUUCGUGCUUCCUUUAUUUUUCCGUUUUGUCAACAUUAUAUAAUAGGAGCCUGGAAGCCAGCAACAGAAGCAAUCUGUGUGUGAUAGCUUCUUUGCCCAGCGUUCUCUAGCCCAUCAUAGUAUUGCAUUUAGUUUGUGUUUUCACUUUUUUUCCUAAAAACUUGAAUAUUGUUAUAUCACUGACUAUUUUAAUGAUCACCUUAAACUUUAAAGAGACUGUACCCUGAACCAUAAUAUUGCCUGUUAAUUGAAUGUGACAUUUUCAACCUCUGAGAAGUAAGAUGUGACAUAAUGAUGCAUUUAACACCCCAGUUUUAUUUUUUUAAUUUGGCAUUGUGUCUUAAAAUAGAGGGAUUAGUCAAGAUUAAAAUAUAUCCACUAACCUUUAGAAUAUAACAUUUUUUCAUGCAAUUUUUUUCCCAAACUAUUUCCUAUGACUUAUUAAAGAAACAUCUCAUUUAAAGUUGCUUAGUAUUAGGCACUGUCUCUAUGUGGUACUAAAUUUGCCAGUUAAUUUGAAUUGAUCACAGGGAUAUUUUGUCCAUCAAAAGUGCCAGAUCAACCUUGAGUAAUCUAAUAGAUUGGCUCUUUUGGUGGUUGGGGAAAAACUGAUGAUCUGUUGGGUCAAAAUGUUCAAGCAUGCCUUUUGUUUCUUUAUUUUAACAUAUUUCUUGUUGCCAAGGGCCCAUUCCUAUUGUACUUACUGGUGUAAUGAACUCCAGUAACACACAGGUUAGUUUUUCUAUUUUACUUAUUGGGAACUGGUUUGGGUUGGAAUGGAAUUUACCGUUUACCGUUUAGCUCAUCAUACUGUAUUUUAAUAAUUUUUGCAUGAAGAAAUACUGUAAACUAAGGACAAUAUACAAGAAAAAAGUAUGUCCUGUACUUGUGUUACUCAAUAGUCAUAAAACAUUUAUAUGUAAUAUGUAAUCUAUUUUCAUAACUAGAAUGGCCAGAGAGUGUUUGUUUUCUUCAGCUUUUUUAGAUCUUUUAUUCAAUAACUAAGUUAAAAUGGACCAGACCAUAAUGAAGUAGUUAUUAGAAAUAAAUAUGCCUACCAAAUAGAAUUUAACGGAAAUGCUCUAAUUUUGUUAAAGUGAUGUGGUACAAUAUUUUUGUAGUGGCAAUACAACAUACAUUUUGUGUGUUUUGAGAAAAGCGUGAAAUAAUUUGUGGGAUUUUUUCCCACUUGUCAUAUUGCUUUUCUGCAUCUUUGUGCAGGUUUGUGAUUGUCUUAAGUUUAUUCUGCAAGUUCAGGAUUUUCUUAGGAGUCAUUUAAGCAUUCAAAUGACCAGAUCUUUCUUUUUUCUUUAAAAAAAAAAUCCAUUGGGAAAUACUUGCCAUUGAUUGUUAAAAUGUAUAACUACACCUAAGUAUUUCUGCAGUAUUUGUUUCCUACCCCCUCUUGACUGUAUAAAAAAUGUAAUAGUGUGUCAAGAUAGUUUAAAAUUGUUUUGAAUUAUACAUAUUCACAUGUGCUUAAUUGCUAAUGAAAUAAAAUCUCUUAGCUUAUCUUUGAAUGGAGGAAGGGCAUAAGCUUA
Trichosurus vulpecula (common brushtail) is the source of this 5241-nucleotide messenger RNA. RefSeq names its product BAG cochaperone 5 (gene BAG5). The coding region runs from base 347 to 2029 and encodes 560 amino acids. NCBI's taxonomy places the organism in Eukaryota, Metazoa, Chordata, Mammalia, Diprotodontia, Phalangeridae. Gene Ontology annotation, molecular function: adenyl-nucleotide exchange factor activity; protein-folding chaperone binding. The transcript has 3 exons. Gene Ontology annotation, cellular component: cytosol; membrane; cytoplasm. The record is from RefSeq and is a predicted model, not a curated record. Gene Ontology annotation, biological process: protein stabilization; regulation of inclusion body assembly; negative regulation of protein ubiquitination.